Messenger RNA from Saxophila tyrrhenica, 1215 nucleotides. RefSeq lists its product as uncharacterized. Gene Ontology annotation, molecular function: carbohydrate:proton symporter activity. Gene Ontology annotation, cellular component: membrane. The transcript has 5 exons. Lineage: Eukaryota; Fungi; Ascomycota; Dothideomycetes; Mycosphaerellales; Extremaceae. The record is from RefSeq and is a predicted model, not a curated record. Gene Ontology annotation, biological process: carbohydrate transport; transmembrane transport. Bases 1 to 1215 code for a protein of 404 amino acids.
AUGAUUGGAGGAGCUCUUGCUGCCGGAAGCGUCCAUAUCGCCAUGCUCAUCGUCGUUCGUAUACUACAAGGCGCGGGUCUUGGAGCGCUUGCCACACUUACACCGGUCUACCUUGCGGAGAGCUCUACAGCUGCAAAGAGAGGCAUGUUAACUGGACUUCACGGGUUCUUUUUAGUCAGCGGAUACAAUAUCAGUUCGUGGGUUGGGUUUGGGUGUUUCUAUUCGACCAACCUGACUUUCGGCUGGAGAGGGCCGAUUGCUUUCACAUGCAUCCCUGCGCUAUUGCUGACCAUUGGCUGCUUCUUCGUCCCGGAAAGCCCUCGAUAUUUGCUCAUGCGUGGCCGCUCAGACCAAGCCUGGACAAUUGUGCAGCGCCUUCACCAUGAUCAAAACGAUCCAGCCGAUACUGCCGCGCACGAAGAGUUCUUCUCAAUGAGGGCGCAGAUCGAAUUUGAGCAGACCCAACCAUCCGGUUACAUGGGCAUCUUCAAGACCGCCAGCUACCGCAAGCGAGCUUUCCUGUCCUGCUUCGUGCAAUUCGCAGCGAACAACACUGGAGCACUCGUUAUCAAUUAUUACUCCGUUAUCAUCUAUGGAAACCUGGGCCUUUCGGCGUCGCUGUCGCUGUUGAUGUACUGCAUCUACACCUUGAUCGGUGCAUUGGGCAAUCUCUUCAGCCUUCUGACGGUCGACAAAACUGGACGACGCUUCGCCCUCCUCACGGGCUUUACCGGCUGCCUCGUCGCUCUCAUCAUCGAGAUAGCCAUGUUAGCCGAGUUCGUCACCGUCGCCACACCAAAUAAGGCAGGCGGCAAAGUCGCGGUGUUUGCAAUCAUGUUCUUCGUCUUCUUCUACGGCCUCUUCAUCGACGCUGCGAGCUUCAUAUACAGCAGCGAGAUCUAUCCGACGAACAUCCGAUCCAGAGGCAUGGCAUUGUCGACGACAACGUAUUUCCUGGCCUGCAUCACAUACGUCACUCCGGGAGCAACAGCAAUUGCCAACAUCGGCUGGCAUUACUACCUGGUCUUUGUUUGCUUGACCGUGGUGUCGAUUCUGGUGAUUUACUUCGUUUAUCCAGAGACCUCGAAACGUAGCUUGGAAGAGCUGGCUGUUUAUUUUGGCGAGACGGUCGUCGUGGAUACCGACCUCGAUCCCGAACACAAGCUCGGCGAGAAGGCGGGUAAUGAUGUCAAGCAUUCGGAACGUGCUGUCUGA